GACGACGCAUCGUCGACAGUCCGCGUGAAUUGCAUUAGUGUGUGUCCGUGAUUCGACGGCACUAGGCUAUUUUUUAUCGAGAUAAUAUUUGUGCAGGCAAUUUUUUAAUUAUAUUUAUUUUUUAUUAGACGCACUCUUAUCGACACCGAACAGCGUUUUUUUUUUCCCCGUAAGUUGUUGAAAAAAUGUAUUAUCACCUAUGAUCGUUACAUCACCGACAAUUGUCGUAAGACCGCGUUUUUUACAUUUUUGUUGAUGUGCUGUUAGAAUCAUAUAUUCGUAGUUAUCAUAUCACUGACAUCCGUUGAAACAUGAAGUGCGUCGGGCUGUUACUGGUGGCCGUCAUGGGCGCGCUGUCCGUCGCCGACGGCGCUAACAUCCUCGGCGUGUUCCCCAUCAACGGCCGCAGCCACUGGGUGGUGUACGAGAGCGUGAUGAAGGCCCUGGCGGCGCGCGGCCACAACGUCACGGUGAUCACGUCGUUCCCGCAGAAAGCGCCGGUGGCCAACUACACGGACAUCGACGUGUCGGCCACGUUCCCGGCCGCGAUGAACACGGUGGGCAUCGAAAUGGUGCUCAAAUACCUGUCCAGCGUGUUCGCCAACCAAUGGUUCAUCGCCGACCAUCAGAUGAACAUUUGCCGGAAGGCCCAAAAGCUGCCUCAGGUGCAAGCGUUGCUCCGCAGCGACAUCAAGUUCGACGCGGUUUUCACAGAAAUAUUUGGAGCUGAUUGUGAUGUUGGUUUUGCUUACCAUUUUAAGGCACCCCUAUUGUCUAUCAUGUCCAGCUCACAUCUACCAUGGAGCUACGAUCGUGUGGGUGGCCCAGACAACCCAUCCUACAUACCAACGAUCGUAACAAGAGCAGCUGGAAAGAUGAACUUUAAAGAACGAAUGAUCAACACUUUGUACUAUAUAUACUUUAAAUUAGCGUGGAAGUAUUACAGUGAAUGGCCAGCAAAUGAACUGUUGAAAGAGAACUUUGGACCGGAUGUACCUCACAUCAACGAAAUAGUUUAUAACACUUCCAUGGUGUUUGUCAACGGUCACUUUUCUUUGGACGGCCCACGCCCCCUAGUUCCUAAUAUGGUGGAAAUUGGUGGAAUACAUGUUAAACCCCCCAGGCCCUUACCAAAAGACAUAUUGAAAUUUAUCGACGACUCACCGAAUGGAGUUAUGUUUUUCACAUUUGGCUCUCUAAUUCGUGUAUCUACACUACCACCAAAUGUAUUGCAAAUGUUUAAAAAUGUGUUUUCAAAAUUACCCAUCAGAGUAUUAUGGAAAUAUGAAGAAGAAAUGCAAGACAAACCUGAUAACGUCUAUAUAAGCAAAUGGAUGCCUCAAAGAGAUAUUUUGAGUCAUCCAAAAGUUCGUCUGUUCAUGACCCACGGUGGACUGUUAGGGGUACUCGAAGCUGUACACUCAAGCGUACCAAUCAUUGGCGUACCGUUUUUCUUCGACCAACCUAGAAAUAUAUUAAAACUAGUGGAACAGGGUUCAGGUAUUUUAUUGGACUAUGAAUCGAUGACGGAGGAUAUUCUAUACAAUGCUAUUACAACAAUAAUUAAUAAUAGCAGUUACGCUAUAAAUGCGAAAAAACUAUCAAAACGGUUCAAAGACAGGCCAUUGAACGCAACCGAAAGUGCCGUGUACUGGACAGAGUACGUAAUAAGACACAAAGGAGCGAAACACUUGAGAACCGCGGCCGUUGGAAUGCCUUGGUGGAAGUACUACUUAGUUGAUGUCAUCGGUUUUAUCACGCUAAUCAUUUUUGCUGUAUUGUAUCUAAAUUACAUUGUGUUCAAAACCAUCUACAAGAAAUUAUUCAAAAAGACCGUAACCAAAAAGAAGGAAAAGAAAAAUUAAAACAUUAAAUUUGUAUUGUACCUGAAUUACUAUACAAUACACACUAUCGUACAAAACCA
This is a messenger RNA of Rhopalosiphum padi (bird cherry-oat aphid), 1924 nucleotides long. RefSeq names its product UDP-glucosyltransferase 2-like. The coding region runs from base 312 to 1865 and encodes 517 amino acids. Lineage: Eukaryota; Metazoa; Arthropoda; Insecta; Hemiptera; Aphididae. The transcript is spliced from 6 exons. Gene Ontology annotation, molecular function: UDP-glycosyltransferase activity. The record is from RefSeq and is a predicted model, not a curated record.